GCACAUAUUUAUUUGAAGCUCUUAGUUGGACACUCGACCUGUGGCUCCUUUUUGUAGCAGGAGAAAGAAGAGGUGGAAGAGUAGUAUUCAGCCAGAUGUACCCCAUGGAUUCAGGACCCAGUCAGCAAACCUAGGAUCUUGUAACCUUUGAAACCAAGCCAGGUGAAAAGACGUAGAAAUGGAGAACAUAACAGCAGAAUCUACUGUGGUUCCAGUACUGAAAUGCAACAUGACUGGCACACAUGAAUUUAUCUUCACCGUCAUCCCAGUAGUUUAUGUCUGCAACUUUGUUAUUGGAAUUGUAGGUAACAGCAUGGUUGUGGCUGUUAUCCACAAGUAUAUGAGGCCAACUGUAGCCAAUGUAUUUGUUCUCAAUUUGGCCAUGUCGGACCUCACAUUCCUGGUAACAGUGCCCAUGUGGGCCACUUUUACUGCUUUGGGCUACCACUGGCCAUUUGGAAGCUUCCUGUGUAAGGCCAGUGCUGGCCUGGCUAUCUUUAACCUCUACACUAGCAUCUUCUUCCUGACAGCACUGAGUGUGGAUCGAUACCUGGCUAUCGUACACCCAGUGGGGUCACGCCACCAUCGGACACUGCUCUAUGCCCGAAUUACCUGUGUUCUGAUUUGGAUCUUUGCCUUUAUUCUAAGUAUACCCACUGCCCUAAGCAGGAGCAUCUUCAAGAUCAAGGACCAUGAGUCAACAAUCUGUGGUGUCUGGCAGGACAACAAGCAGAUUCAAGUCACUAUGGUGUCUCUCAGUAUCCUUAAAAGUGUACUAGGGUUUCUUGUGCCCUUUCUUGUCAUUAUUACGUGCUAUUGUUUGAUGGGUCGCACACUGCUAAGAGCUAAAGGGCUGUUGAGAAGAAGUUCACGUUCCCGAGAAGAUGUAACGCUGCGCAUGCUAGCCGCUGCUGUGCUGGCCUUUUUUGUAUGCUGGGCUCCUCACCAAAUCUUGCACUUCAUGAAUCUUCUGGCAAUGCUAGGGGUGUUAAAAGACUGCCACAAACUGGAUGUCAUUGACACUGCAAUGCCAUUUAGCAUAUGCUUGGCCUAUUUUAACAGUUCUGUCAACCCUAUUUUGUAUAGCUCUGUAGGACGUAACUUUCGCAAGAAUUUGCUGAGGCUGUUCAACUGUGGUUCAUAUCAGGUUACAAAUCGCUCCAAUAUCAGCACUAAGAUGACUUCUUUGUCCAACAGAGCUUCUGAGGUGCUGCACAUUUCAGGCAAGAAGGACUUGGAACAUAAUGCUUGCACAUUGAAAGAGCUUCAAUCCACAUGAAAUGAUUACCUUUGCUUUGUCACCUUUGCAUUUGAAAAUGGUACACAAAGGGGCCUACACGGUGUUGUGCUAAGCUUAAUUUUUUUGGUUUAUUUAUGUUGUACAUUGAGUUAUUAACCAUUUUAUUGGGUACAUCUACCAUGCAGAAGCAAUUAGUAUGCAUGGGUGCCAUAGAGGGAGGAAAUAU
This is a messenger RNA of Trichomycterus rosablanca, 1466 nucleotides long. It is a transcript of the gene agtr1b, whose product is annotated as angiotensin II receptor, type 1b. Bases 179 to 1279 code for a protein of 366 amino acids. Gene Ontology annotation, biological process: positive regulation of cytosolic calcium ion concentration; brain development; cell chemotaxis. NCBI's taxonomy places the organism in Eukaryota, Metazoa, Chordata, Actinopteri, Siluriformes, Trichomycteridae. Gene Ontology annotation, molecular function: C-C chemokine receptor activity; C-C chemokine binding; angiotensin type II receptor activity. Gene Ontology annotation, cellular component: external side of plasma membrane; membrane. The record is from RefSeq and is a predicted model, not a curated record. The transcript is spliced from 2 exons.